Molecule: messenger RNA, 6809 nt
Organism: Epinephelus fuscoguttatus (brown-marbled grouper)
Lineage: Eukaryota; Metazoa; Chordata; Actinopteri; Perciformes; Serranidae
Gene: lrrc8ab
Product: leucine rich repeat containing 8 VRAC subunit Ab
Exons: 5
Coding region: 351-2738 (795 amino acids)
Molecular function (GO): protein binding
Source: RefSeq, a predicted model, not a curated record
GUCCUGGCGGUGUAAGCGGAGAACUGCUUCUGGAAAAAACAACAUCUAGCAAGCGGAGCUGCUAGAUGUUGUUUGUUAGCAACUAUAGAUAUUAAAGUAGCACUGGAUUUCACCGCAGCCCAUCAGACGUAGUUCCUUAUUAAGCCCAUGGCGAUGAGAGAGGCAAUGGUCCAUGAAGAGUUUUGGAUACACAGAGAGUGGCUCGUCCACCACGGUCAUCACCAGGCACUGGAGUACAGAUAACACCUCCAAAGUGGUGUGUGUUUUGGGGGCGGCGGGGGUGCAAAAGGUGACGGUAGAGUAUUCCAGAGAGACACUGGUUGGAGACAGCAGCUUCUGUAAGAUAAACCAUGAUCCCCAUCACUGAGCUGCGGUACUUUGUGGACACACAGCCGGCAUACCGCAUCCUGAAACCAUGGUGGGAUGUGUUCACCGACUACAUCUCCAUUGUUAUGCUCAUGAUUUCAGUGUUCGGGGGGACACUGCAGGUCACUCAGGACAAGAUGAUCUGCCUGCCCUGCAAAUGGGUGGUCAAUGAGACCUGCAAAAAGAACUUCAACGCCACCCUCUCUGCAUCGUUGUUCUUGGAACCCAGAGGGAUCCAGUACGAUCUGGACCGCCACCAGUACAACUAUGUGGAUGCGGUGUGCUACGAGAAUAGAUUGCACUGGUUUGCCAAGUAUUUCCCUUAUCUAGUAUUACUUCACACCCUUAUUUUCUUAGCCUGCAGCAACUUUUGGUUUAAGUUCCCACGGACUAGUUCCAAACUAGAGCACUUUGUAUCCAUCUUGCUGAAGUGCUUUGACUCCCCAUGGACAACUAGGGCACUGUCAGAGACAGUGGUUGAAGAGAGUGACCCAAAACCAAUGAAAAUGAACGGCUCGAUGGACCACAAGGAGUCUGUUAUCAGUGAGGAUGUCGAAGCAAGUGUUCCCAUGCUGCAAAGGACAAAGACACGCUUUGAGCAGGGCAUUGUAGAUAGAACAGAAACUGGGGUGUUGGACAAGAAAGAGGGCGAACAGGCAAAAGCCCUGUUUGAAAAAGUCAAAAAGUUCCGUAUACACGUCGAAGAAGGAGACAUUGUGUACAGGCUGUACAUCCGUCAGACUAUCAUCAAAGUCAUCAAGUUCAUUUUGAUAAUCUGCUACACAGGGUAUUACGUGCAUGAUAUUAAAUUCAGUGUUGACUGUUCGGUGAAUAUAGAAAGCCUGACAGGAUACAGCGUGUACCGUUGUGCUCACCCAUUGGCUACCCUUUUUAAAAUCCUAGCCUGUUUCUACAUUAGCUUAGUGGUGGUGUAUGGUUUGAUUUGCAUGUACACACUUUGCUGGAUGCUUCGGCGCUCUCUGAAGAAGUACUCCUUUGAGUCGAUUCGGGAAGAGAGCAGCUACAGCGACAUACCCGAUGUGAAGAAUGACUUUGCGUUCAUGAUGCACAUGAUAGAUCAGUAUGACCCUCUGUACUCGAAGCGCUUCGCCGUGUUCCUCUCAGAAGUGAGUGAAAACAAGCUGAGGCAGCUCAACCUCAACAACGAGUGGACACUGGACAAGCUCAGGCAGAGGAUUACCAAGAACUCUCAGGAGAAGCUUGAGUUGCACCUUUUCAUGCUGAGCGGCAUCCCAGACACAGUAUUUGACCUGAUGGAGCUGGAGGUUCUGAAGCUGGAGCUGAUCCCUGAUGUCACCAUCCCGCCCAUCAUCGCUCAGCUGGUCAACCUGCGAGAGAUGUGGCUUUACCACACACCAGCCAAAAUCGAAGCUCCUGCUUUGGCGUUUUUGCGUGAGAACUUGAAGUCCCUGCACAUCAAGUUCACUGACAUCAAAGAGAUUCCCUUAUGGAUUUACAGUCUGAAGAAUCUCAGCGAGCUUCAUCUGACAGGGAAUCUCAGUGCGGAGAACAACCGUUACAUUGUCAUCGAUGGACUCCGGGAGCUCAAGAGGCUCAAAGUUCUUCGUCUGAAGAGCAAUCUCACCAAGCUACCUCAGGUGGUGACUGAUGUGGGCAUGCACCUCCAGAAGCUCUCCAUCAAUAACGAAGGCACCAAGCUCAUGGUGCUCAACAGCCUAAAGAAGAUGGUGAACCUAACAGAACUGGAGCUCAUUCGCUGUGAUCUCGAACGCAUACCGCACUCAAUCUUCAGCUUGCACAACUUGCAGGAGAUUGAUCUGAAGGACAACAACCUGAAGACCAUUGAGGAGAUCAUCAGCUUCCAGCACCUUCAUCGGCUUGUCUGCCUUAAGCUCUGGUACAACCAGAUCGCCUAUAUUCCCAUCCAGAUUGGCACGCUGACCAACCUGGAGAAACUUUACCUGAACAGAAACAAGAUCGAGAAGAUCCCCAGCCAGUUGUUUUAUUGCCGCAAGCUGCGUUUCCUGGACCUGAGCCAUAACAACCUCACCUACAUCCCCACAGACAUUGGCUUCCUCCAGAAUCUUCAGUAUCUGGCAGUUACAGCCAACAGGAUUGAGAGCCUGCCUAAUGAGCUGUUCCAGUGCAAGAAGCUUCGCACUUUGAACUUGGGGAACAAUUGCCUGCAGUCUCUGCCGUCGCGGUUUGGAGAGCUGACUGGGCUGACACAGCUAGAGCUGAGAGGAAACCGUCUGGAGGGUCUUCCCGUGGAGCUGGGCGAGUGCCGACAGCUAAAGAGGACCGGCCUUGUGGUGGAGGAGGACCUUUUCAACACCCUGCCCACGGAGGUCAAGGAACAGUUAUGGAAAGUUGACAAAGAACAGGCUUGAAGAGGUGUGUGGCCGUGAGUGAAAACAGAUACUGAGCAUUUGGGCCCGGGCGUAGAGGAGGAACGCCUCUGCUGUCCCAGAGGGCUUGUUGAAGCAGGCAGUAGUCCUGCUGCAGUGUACUGCCAGUAAGGUUGGGUAUCGAGAAUUAGAGACACUUGGGCAGGGAGUACUGAUAGCUUCCUGUUGUUCUAUAAAUUCUUACCUGCAGUUGAUUUUCCUUCCUUUACAAACAACUUCUCAGGCCUUCCCAUGAUGCUUUUCAGCAGUAAUGUGGCAGGGACAGUGUGAUCUGCAGGGUGUGUUUACAUGUUAUGCUUCUCAGUUAUCUCAGUAUUCAAAACUGUCGGCAACCUUGUUAAAUACAGAAAAAGAACUUAAAGUUUCCACUGUUCACAUUUACAGUAACAUAAAAUUCUUGUCUAAUCAAGAUAGAAUAAAUGAUGAAAUUAAUCUGUCCAGUAUUGAUAGUUUUACAGAUGAGAUAGCAACGUGAUCACUCAGACAUCUGCCUCUUAAUUUGUGUGUAUGGGUUGUCAAAUCCCAAACUCCCAAUGCUAUCAUAAAAUGAAAAGUAAUUAAUCAUGAAAUUACGACAAGCGAGAUGCUUUAAUUCUGGUUGUUUUCUAAGUAAAAAUUAUGCACAUCUUUACUCACAGUAUUUGACAAGUCGUCUAAUUAAAUCACCAAAUAUUAUAUUUGUACAUAGACGAAGUUCCUGAAAUUCCUGGAAAAGUUAUGAAAUUAGAAAAACUGUUUUCUAACCCUGAAAAUUAUUUGGAUUUAGCAGAAUGAUUUGGAAACAUUUUGAUUAUUCAUGGUUUUCAGCUAUUGUUGAAAAUGUGUCUAGGUUUUGUAUUACUAUUUUAAGCUCUAGAUCCGCACUGCAUGACCGUUGAAACAUUACUUAUAUCACGUGAUACACAUUUGCGUAUGCAGCUAGUUAGGGGCAGGAAUGUCUAACAUGCUAAUCCGCAAAUGCCUGGGAAGUGUGUUUUUAAUAAUGAAUGGCAUUUGGACGACAAAUAUAAUACAUGGUCUCGAGAGAGGCAGACCAUAGCCAUGCUGGUACGAAGGCUCUGCGCCAAAACGUCGGUAGCUAAAUUUAGUUGGAAGAACAUGAAGUGUGUGAUCUCUCCACAUUUUAGCCCUACUUUAAAUCGUUUGUGGUCAGAGAGGCGCCCAGGCAGGCUGUUACUAAUUUAGAUAAAGUUAUGGAAAUGUGGUAAAAUAUUAUGGAAAAGUUUUAAAAAUUCAUUCUUAGUAAUGUGGGAACCCAGUAACAGGAAAAGUAUACACAGUCAAGUCUGCAAUCCCAUAAGUCUGACCUAUUAACGUAAAUUGUAACCAUGGUGGUCAUUGUUUUUCUGCUGUUUUCCUGGCCCUCAUAUGUUCUCAGUCUGAAAUGAAUCGGAAAAUCAUGAGCGUAUGACAAGCAGUCACAAAUCAGGGAUAACUAAUGAUGAGUCAUAGCGAGAAAAGUUAUGGACUCUAAAACCCUUGUGUCUGAGAGAGUGUUGCAUAAGGUGGAAGGCAGAGAGUCAUCGAUGAGACUGUUGGUAUCGCAAGUGCUGUAGAGACAGAUGAGUUGUCUUCGGUUGGCCUGAGUCUUUGGUAGCAGCAGUACAACAUGUGGUAUUAGACUGGAGAGUGCAGACGAAACAUGGAGCCAGUUUGGCAGAGUGGAGGGACCGAUGGCCUCUUUCUGGGAAAAGAUGAGUAGUGUGUUUGACUCGGUGCUUGAGGACAGGCAAUUAUUUUGUUGAAUGCUAACCAGUCGACUGUUAUUCCAAAAUAUCACCCCCAUACAGUCGCACAAGUGGAGCAUGUUAUCAGCGAGCAGAUACCCAACCCUUACUGCCAGUAUGCUGUUCAGCGGGACUCUGGCAGAAUCUGCUUCAUGGUCAUGCUGCAUCCACGACGUUUGUAAUGAAUUGCACAGAACAAAAUGAACAAAUCUUGGGAAAAUGCUGAAAAGGUUUUGAAUUAAAUGAGUCAUGUCUGCAUCAAAAUAAAGUUUAUACAGGAUAACACAAUACUGUCAUCAAAAUGGAGCCUCAAAAUAUUAGUAAUAUAACUGACAUGAGUGUAGAUACUUACCUGAAACACUAGAUAAGUUUAUUACUUAUUUUGUGGUGGAUAUGAAGUAAGCACUGAUCUACUUGUGUACCCUGAUAGCUGUGUUUAUUGUCUGCAAAUGACACGUAAAAGAACCAGACAUGUCCUCAAGUAUGUUUGGUAACACUUUACUUGAAGGUAUCUACAUAAGAGUGAGAUGACACUGUCAUAGCUAUGACAUGACACUGUCAUGGACUUGUCAUAAACAUCAUGUAUAAAUGUUUAUGACUGCUGUCAUUAAGUGUCAUACGGUUUUUAUAAUGACAAGUUGACAUUGUUUGGGUUGUCUUGAUUAUGAAAACUUAAUUAACAUUAAUUAAAGUGACAUUACCUGAAGAUGUCUUUGUCAUGACAAUAAUAAUCAUUAUGUAAACUUGUCAUAAACACAAAAAGAGGUGCAUUUCUUGUUAAUGUCAAGUUGUUAUGACAAAGACAUCUUCUUGUAAUGUCAUCCUGGUUAAUGUCAAGUUGUCAUAAGGACAUCCCAAACAAAUUUAAUGUCAACUUGUCAUGACAAAGACAAUUUCUGGUAAUGUCACUUUAAUUAAUGUAAAGUUGUCAUAAUCAAGACAACAAUGUCAACUUGUCAUUACAAACACCCAGUGACAUUUAAUGACAGCAGUCAUAAACGUUUAUGACAUGUACAUAAUGUUCAUGACAUCAUGUCAUAGUUAUGACAGUGUCAUGUCACUCUUAUGUAGAUACCUUCAAGUAAAGUUUUACUGUAUGUUUUCAAACAACCUGGCCUUGUGUUCAUUUCAGUUUAUUAUAAUAUUGUAAGAUUAAUAUAAUGUUUCUACCUUCAUGGGGUAGGUAUUCUGUUUUAAUUUUAAUCUGUGCUGAACUGCAUUAGUGAAAAUACGGUGCAAUAUUCAGUGUAGAUGUUCACCUGUGUGUGAGACAACAGCCAUCUUUAACCUAAAACUACUUAAGUUGCUCUGUGGGGUUAUUAAAGUGAGAUUAAUAGGAGAUUUAAUCUGAGUUAUGUGAAAGAAUGCAAUACGGUCAAAAAUGGCCAUUUCUGACACUUUGUCGUAAUCGAAUCUGAAAGUUUAGGGCUUUAAAUAAAGAGAAAGCUACAUUUCAUUUAAUGUAAACUAAGAGAAAUUGUAAUCGACACUGGCAAGAAACAUAAGGAGACAUUUUUAAAAAAAAUAGCCAUGGUUUUCAGGUCACUUGCCUUAACUUCACUCCUUCUGUGUUAUGUACUGUUUGUUAUUUUUGUUGUGGCAUCCGCAGAGUUGAAAACACAUGAUCAAUUUCCUUGACCGUAGCUGCACUAGACAACCCUCCCCCAGACGGUAGUGGGAGUAAAACUGUUUGUUUUAUAUUUUGUUUUAAUUUCAUCACUUCCUGUGGACUUCUCACAAGUGACCGUACUUGACACCAGUUAUAAAUUUGGGCAAAUAAAAGCAGUCUCGACAUUUAGCAGAUUUAGAUUUUUAUUUUAUUCAUUAUUGAAGUGGCGCUCAUUUGGGGAAUAAAAGUGGACUUUGCUUUGGUUUCUUUAAAUGCUGUGUGAUGGAUUUUUUUGGUGCCAGAUACAUUGUGUUCUUGUGGAAACCCAUUCCUGUCAGGGAAAUAAAUAAAGAUUUUGCUUAACGUUAAAGUCAGAAUUACAAAGUAAUAUCUUAACAUUUCAAAACUCAAUUUCACAUUUGACGUGGAACCUUAAAAAUAUUUUUGUGUCACAUAAUUUUGACUUAGUGUCACAUUUCAUUCAUAAUUGAAGGAGAUGUUUAAAUUUGCAAUCUCAAUUUCUCACCAUUUUUUUUCCUGUCACAAAUGGGCCUCCAUACUUUUCAGUUCAGCUCAUUCAAUUGUACUUUAUUUCCCUGGUUUCAAAGUGUGUUAAUUUGUAGAGAAAUAUUAGUACUUUCUGCCUGACAGUGACUUUUCUGCACUUGUGUUUUGCCACAGUAAGCAGCAGCGCCACGCUCAAAAUAUGGAAUUCCA